AUGCAGACCCUCAAAAAGCAGAACCACAGCUCGGUGUCCGAGUUCAUCCUCCUCGGCUUCUCCAGCGAGCCACAGAGCAGAGCGGCCCUGUUUACCUUUUUCCUUCUGCUCUACAUGAUCACCCUCCUGGGCAAUGGCCUCAUUGUCACCCUGAUCUACCUAGACACUCGCCUCCACACCCCCAUGUACUUCUUUCUCAGUAUCCUGUCUUUGGUAGACAUGAGUUAUGUCACUACCACUGUGCCCCAGAUGCUGGUGAAUAUGGUGUGUCCAAGGAGGGCCAUCUCCUGGGGUGCUUGUGUAGCCCAGAUGUUCAUCUUCCUGGUGCUGGGUAUUGCUGAGUGUGUGCUCUAUGCCAUCAUGGCCUAUGACAGGUAUGUUGCCAUCUGCUUCCCCCUUCACUACUCUCUGCUCAUGAGCCGUCUGGUCUGUAUCAAGAUGGUCACCAUCUGUUGGUCCAUUAGCAUCACUGGUGCUCUGGUCUACACUGUCUUCACCAUGAAUCUGCCAUACUGUGGCCCCUACAAGAUCAACCACUUUUUCUGUGAGGUCCCCGCUGUCCUGAAGUUGGCCUGUGCAGACACGUCCUUCAAUGACCACUUGGACUUCAUCUUAGGCUUCAUCUUACUCUUGGUCCCUCUCUCCCUCAUCCUGGCCUCCUAUGCCUGCAUCUUUGCCUCCAUCUUAAAAAUCCGCUCCUCCCAGGGGAGGCUCAAGUCCUUCUCCACAUGUGCAUCCCACAUCACUGUGGUCACCAUGUUCUAUGGGCCAGCCAUGAUCAUGUACAUGAGGCCCGGCUCUUGGUAUGACCCAGAGCGGGACAAGAAGCUAGCUCUCUUUUAUAAUGUUGUAUCUGCCUUCCUCAACCCUAUCAUCUACAGCCUCCGGAAUAAGGAUGUGAAGGGGGCUUUUCUAAAAGUGCUAGCAGACAGGGGGACAACCCAGUGAUCCAGGACUGGAAGGACAGAUGGAGCUCAUUUGGCAUACUGAAGACAUCAGUUUUGAACAACAUGCGUUUUCCCGGAGCUCUGAGCAGCCAGGAGAGGUUGCACCGCUCCUAAAGAGAAAGCCCCACCAUCUCUUGUAAAGUUUUCAGCUUUCACCAAAGACUCGGUUAUAUAGGUGCUAGCUUUUCAAAUGCUACUUUAUUUGAGGGUUCCUUAAAGCUUAUACCUCUCUUCCAACCCCCAAUCCCAUGUAGGGGAAAAAGAAGGUUGUAAGGGAAAGGGGAUGCAGCCCUCUUUCCUUCUUCUGCUGGGUAAGGCCCUAGAAUUCUUUGGGGGCAACACCGAUAUCCACCAUCAGGAAAUCCAGAAGUCCAGGUAACCAGCAAAUAACAAGCGCAGCAGCAGAACAAACCAGCAGCAGGAGUCCUCCUCUAACUCCUCCAAGCAACCACACUUUUCCUCUGGGCUGUCAUAUUUAUACCC
Molecule: messenger RNA, 1430 nt
Organism: Meriones unguiculatus (Mongolian gerbil)
Lineage: Eukaryota; Metazoa; Chordata; Mammalia; Rodentia; Muridae
Product: olfactory receptor 2A12-like
Exons: 1
Coding region: 1-948 (315 amino acids)
Biological process (GO): G protein-coupled receptor signaling pathway
Cellular component (GO): membrane
Molecular function (GO): olfactory receptor activity; G protein-coupled receptor activity
Source: RefSeq, a predicted model, not a curated record